This is a messenger RNA of Mycetomoellerius zeteki, 1387 nucleotides long. RefSeq lists its product as uncharacterized. The coding region runs from base 620 to 1216 and encodes 198 amino acids. The transcript is spliced from 6 exons. Lineage: Eukaryota; Metazoa; Arthropoda; Insecta; Hymenoptera; Formicidae. The record is from RefSeq and is a predicted model, not a curated record.
AUCGGAUAACAGAAUGUUUUGCGAUCCUUUCUAAGAUAGAUGGAAGGGAGGAUGUUUCGAGAGCGUGGAAGGAAGAUUAAGACCGCCGGAAAUUCGGGAUGUAAUAUCCGGCGGCCCUAGUUACACGUAGUGUGCGCCAGUCGGCUUUCCUGCCUUCAAAGUUGAAGCAGCUUCAAUACAAACCGGAGUAACGGAGGACGCUCACUUUUGGAUUCAACGAUUUUGAAUUUGAUCGAAGAAUCAGCUCAACGAAGGUUUCUAGGGUGCUUGCUGCCAAACGCACCGACAAGUAGUACAAGACUCGUUGCCAAAUUCCUCCACAUAACAACUACUGCCGUCAUCGCUUCAAAUUUGUUCCUCUUAAAAAAGCUUUAGAAUGCGCUAACAAAGCCACAACGCAACUUCAUCAUUAAAAUUAUCAGAUUUCUAACGAGAUUUCCGUAAGGAUCUCGUGAGAUUGAAAGUACAGAGGAGUUUACUUCGCGAGGAGGUGAAGAGGGACACAAUGAAGAGACUUGUCUUCAACAGGACGAAGUGAUCUUCGAAGAAACGAAGAAGCGAAGAGAAUUCGAAGCUUUGGGUCGGGCUAAUCGGGCCGGCGACGGGCCCGAUCGGUGUGAUGGUCUCGGGGUGGUGCCCGUGCGUGCCACUGGGGCGUCGGCAAUCGCCGACCCAGCAGCAACAGCAACAGCAACAACAACCGCCGUCGUCGUCCAGGGCGCCGUUCACCGUCAGCGGCGCGACCGAUCGCGCGGACAUGGUGCAGAUGUUCUACUAUGAGAACCGUGGCAAGUGUUGCAAGAAGCUUCUCAGAUACAAUGGAUACCCGAAUAAGGUCCUUUUGUUCCCCGAAGAGGGUUGGGCGAGAAGCGCGAGUAGUUCCUAUUGGACUUUGACGCCGUUCUGGUGGAGCCGGAGCCGGUGUAAGGUCGUCGAAGUUGCUGGAACAAGAAGGUAUAGUACUCAGGCGAAGAUGGUAGACACGGGUACGGGCACGCUUUAUAUUAUCGGUUCAUUCAAGAGGAUGACUACCGAUCCCGAUUUCAAGCUGUACCUGACGUCGAACGUCUCGUCGAGCGACUUCAAUAUGGGCUACAGUAUGACGGGCACGCUGGAGCGUGGCUGCAAGAAGACCAACUCCUUCCAGAUGACCCACUUCGCGGUGAUACGGCGACGGGACUACGAGAAGGCGUACGAAGACCCGAAUCCCACCUAGUGUCCGUCCACACCCACGCUCUCCGAGUGUGGGGACUGCGAGCAUUACACGUAGCUGGGGGAGCAAAGGGCCGCCGAGAGGAGCAAGAUGCAUUUCCGUGUGCGUUCGCAUUUGCACUGGGGGGGAGUGCAUCCGCCGCUCGAUGGAUCAUCGGGAAGGAAUCGCUACUUA